This is a messenger RNA of Leopardus geoffroyi (Geoffroy's cat), 2486 nucleotides long. RefSeq names its product zinc finger protein 471-like. Gene Ontology annotation, biological process: regulation of transcription by RNA polymerase II. The record is from RefSeq and is a predicted model, not a curated record. Lineage: Eukaryota; Metazoa; Chordata; Mammalia; Carnivora; Felidae. Gene Ontology annotation, molecular function: DNA-binding transcription factor activity, RNA polymerase II-specific; RNA polymerase II cis-regulatory region sequence-specific DNA binding.
CUCGGGCUCCGCCCCCUCGCUCCGCCAGCCUCGGGAGUUUCGCCGCCCGCGCGCUCGGAGCCCGGGCGUUUGCCACUGAGGCGCCUCGGCUGAGAGCGGUGGUUUCCGGGCGGAGACCGGUGGGCUGUUCCGGCGGGUCAGGAGUCGGAGGCCCGGGGCCGGGCAGGUGGGGCGGGCCGCCCUGACCGCGACGGCGGAGCCUCAGUCCGGACGCCGCUGCGGACCAUCCCCCGUGCGGACUACAUUUCCCAGAGGCCCGCGAGGCGGCCCUGUCCUCUGGGACACUGCCGUUCUCCAAGAGAGAAGCCAGGAAGGGAAGGCAGAGAUGACUGUUGAACUAGUGAAAGCCAUAUCCCAGGACUUGGUGACAUUCAAGGAUGUAGCAAUAGACUUUUCUCAGGAGGAAUGGGAAUGGCUGAACCCUGCUCAGAGAAGUUUGUACAAGAGUAUGAUGUUAGAGAACUAUCGGAACCUGGUAUCACUGGGACUUUGCCUCUCUAAGCCAUAUGUGAUCUCCUCAUUGGAGCAAGGGGGAGAGCCUUGGGAGAUAAAGAAUGAGAUGACAGAAAGCCCAGAUUUGGAAUCUAUGUAUGAGACACACGAAUUAUCUCUGAAGCACUUCGUGUAUGAUGAUGUGUUAAUGGAGAGAAUUACAGGCUAUGGACUGGAGCAUUCCACUUUCAGCGAAAACUGGAAAUGUGAAGAUCUUUUUGAGAGGCAGUUGGUAAGUCAAGAGACAUUUAUCAGGCAAGAAGUAAUCACUCAUAACAAAAUCCUCACUGAGGAAAUAGAUCACAAAUGUAACAAAUCCAACAAAUUUGUCCAUCUAGACAAUGUAGAGGAAAAUGUUUAUAACCAUAAAUCAGAUAAAAAAAGCUUUUCUCAAAGUUCCAUGGUAGUAAAGCCCAAGAAAGCAUAUUCAGGAAAGAAACUUUUUAAAUGUAAUGAAUGUGAGAAAACCUUUACCCACAGCUCCUCCCUUACCGUUCAUCAGAGAAUUCAUACUGGUGAAAAACCAUAUGAAUGUAAAGAAUGUGGGAAAGCCUUCAACCAGAGUCAGCACCUUGUUCAACAUCAUAGGAUACAUACUGGAGAGAAACUCUUUGAAUGUAAAGAGUGUAGGAAAGCCUUCAGCCAAAACGUGCACCUUAUUCAGCAUCAAAGAAUUCACACGGGAGAAAAACCGUAUAAAUGUACGGAAUGUAGAAAAGCCUUCAGCCAACCUGCACACCUUGCUCAACACCAGAGAAUUCAUACUGGGGAGAAGCCAUAUGAAUGUAAGGAAUGUGGGAAAGCCUUCAGUGACGGCUCAUCCUUUGCCCGGCAUCAGAGAUGUCACACCGGCAAAAGACCUUAUGAAUGUAUUGAAUGUGAGAAGGCCUUCCGGCAGAACACGUCCCUUAUUCGUCACUGGAGGUACUACCACACUGGGGAGAAGCCUUUUGAUUGCAUUGAUUGUGGGAAGGCUUUCAGUGAUCACAUAGGCCUUAUUCAGCAUAGGAGAAUUCAUACUGGAGAGAAGCCCUACAAAUGUAAAGUGUGUGGAAAAACCUUCAGUUAUGGCUCAUCCCUUACCGUCCAUCAGAGAAUUCACACAGGAGAGAAACCUUAUGAAUGUGUCAUCUGUGGGAAAGCCUUCAGCCAUCAUGCCUCACUCACACAACACCAAAGAGUGCAUUCUGGAGAGAAACCUUAUAAAUGCAAGGAAUGUGGGAAAGCUUUUAGACAGAGUAUACACCUUGCUAGUCACUUGAGAAUUCAUACUGGUGAAAAACCUUACGAAUGUAAAGAAUGUGGAAAAGCUUUCAGCAUUAGUUCACAGCUGGCUACUCAUCUGAGAAUUCAUACUGGAGAGAAACCUUAUGAAUGUAAGGAAUGUGGCAAAGCUUUCAACCAGAGGGCACACCUUGCCCAACAUCAUAAAAUUCACACAGGAGAGAAACCUUAUGAGUGUAAGGAAUGUGGCAAAGCCUUCAGCCAGACUACCCGCCUUAUUCAACAUCAGAGAGUUCAUACUGGAGAGAAACCCUAUAUAUGUAGUGAAUGUGGAAAGGCUUUUAGUGACAGCUCAUCCCGUUCUCAGCAUCGGAGACUCCAUACGGGCCAAAGGCCCUAUGAAUGUGUUGAAUGUGAGAAGGCAUUUAGAACAAAAUCCUCCCUUAUUUGUCAUCAAAGAUGUCAUACUGGGGAGAAACCUUAUGAAUGUAGUGUAUGUGGUAAAGCCUUCAGCCAUCGCCAAUCUCUUACUGUUCAUCAGAGAAUCCAUUCUGGAGAAAAACCGUAUGAAUGUCAGGAAUGUGGGAAAACCUUCAGCCAGAUUGGACACCUUAAUCCACAGAAGAAUUCAUACUGGAGAGAGGUCUUAUGAAUGUAAGGAAUGUGGGAAGGUCUUCAGACAAAGUGCACACCUUACUCAUCAUCAGAAAGUUCAUGCUGCAGAGUCCUCUCAGCCAUGCAGCUCUUCCCCACCCCAGAUCUCACCAAGC